Messenger RNA from Larimichthys crocea (large yellow croaker), 4794 nucleotides. RefSeq names its product synaptic vesicle glycoprotein 2Ca (gene sv2ca). Gene Ontology annotation, molecular function: transmembrane transporter activity. The transcript is spliced from 14 exons. The record is from RefSeq and is a predicted model, not a curated record. NCBI's taxonomy places the organism in Eukaryota, Metazoa, Chordata, Actinopteri, Sciaenidae. The coding region runs from base 346 to 2550 and encodes 734 amino acids. Gene Ontology annotation, biological process: transmembrane transport; chemical synaptic transmission. Gene Ontology annotation, cellular component: synaptic vesicle membrane.
CUUACAGCUUCAGGUGUCGGUCAGCACCACGGACAGAGAUCCUCGUUGAAAUGCAAUGUGUGGCUUCAGAGUCGAGUCUGCUAUCAAGAGCGAAAGCGGAGUUUGGUGUAAUGGGUUACUAUCAGCUCAGUCCACUCAUCUCGCCAUAAAUGACGCCUGGCCAAUGAUUGCCACAGCCAUUGUGGGUUAUCUCCUGUGGUGACUGCGGACUCAAGAGUUUUCUUCCCUGCUGCAUCUCAAGACCCACUGAUCUUCACCAUUCAUUCCCCCGUCAGCUUACACCCACCCCUCUUCCUCUCUUCCCUCUUUCUAAGUAUCCUCUGAAGACCUACCGGUGGAGUCACAAUGGAGGACACUUACAAUAACAGGACUUCUCUAGCUAAGGGGGCCAAGGACAUGGUCAAGGAGGCCAAGCGGCACACAGCAAAGAAAGUCAACAAGGUGGUGGACCGUGCCACAGAUGAGUACUCAUCCCAUCGCAAUUACAGCCGAUUCCAGGAUGAGGAGGACGAAGAUGAGGAUUUCUACCGAAACCCCCCGAGGCAGGAUGGUGAGGGCUACCAUGAUAAUGAGGAGGGAUCCAGUGAUGCCACAGAAGGCCACGAUGAUGAGGAUGAGAUCUACGAGGGCGAAUACCAGGGGAUUCCCUCGGCAGGAGAUAGGAAGCAUAAGGAGGGGCAGGUGGCACUGGGUCAACCGGUGUCAGAUGCAGCAAGGGACCGUAAGGGGCUGGAGGAGGAGAGGCAGGCUGAUGAGGAGGAGUUGGCCCAACAAUACGAGCUGAUCAUCCAGGAGUGUGGCCACGGGAGAUUCCAGUGGCAACUCUUCCUGGUUCUUGGGCUGGCACUCAUGUCAGAUGGGGUGGAAGUGUUCGUGGUGGGCUUCGUGCUGCCCAGCGCAGAGACAGACAUGUGCGUGCCAAACUCCAGCUCGGGAUGGCUAGGCAGUAUUGUUUACUUGGGGAUGAUGGUUGGAGCGUUCUUCUGGGGAGGGAUGUCAGACAAAGUGGGCCGCAGACAGUGCCUCCUUAUUUGCAUGUCCACAAACGGCUUCUUCGCCUUCCUGUCAUCUUUUGUCCAGGGAUACGGCUUAUUCCUACUUUGCCGUGUCGUCGCGGGCUUUGGGAUAGGAGGCGCUGUGCCCAUCGUUUUUUCCUUCUUUGCAGAGGUGUUGUCCAGGGAGAAAAGAGGAGAACACCUCAGCUGGUUGUGUAUGUUCUGGAUGAUUGGAGAAAUCUAUGCAUCUGCUAUGGCCUGGGCCAUCAUACCACACUAUGGUUGGAGUUUCAGCAUGGGGUCAGCAUACCAGUUUCACAGCUGGAGGGUGUUUGUGGUCGUCUGUGCCCUGCCCUGUGUAUGUGCUGUGGUGGCACUUACCUUCAUGCCUGAGAGUCCCAGGUUCUACCUUGAGGUGGGGAAGCAUGAUGAAGCCUGGAUGAUCCUCAAACAGAUCCACGACACCAACAUGAGAGCGCGUGGGCAACCGGAGAAAGUCUUCACUGUGAACCGGAUCAAAAUCCCCAAACAGCUGGAUGAACUGGUGGAAAUGGAGUCAGAGUCUGCCAACCGAGUGUCCAAGUUUUUCUUUAGGAUAAAGACUGAAAUACAUGGGAUCUAUCUGAAUCUCAUGAAGUGCUUCAACUACCCUAUGCGAGAAAACAUGACACGACUAGCCAUAGUGUGGUUCACACUGUCGUUCGGAUAUUAUGGUCUGUCCGUCUGGUUCCCUGAUGUCAUCAAACACCUCCAGGCAGAUGACUAUGCAUCUAAAGUGCAGAUCCACAGGAAUGAACGCAUUGAAGACUUCACCUUCAACUUCACCCUGGAGAACCAGAUACACAAAAAUGGCCUCUUCAUCAACGACCGAUUCAUCAAUAUGAAGUUGAAGUCUGUCACCUUCAUUGACUCCACUUUUCGUAACUGCCAGUUUGAUGAUGUGACAUCAGUGGGCUCCUUCUUCCGUAACUGUACUUUCAUUGAUGCUUUCUUCUUCAACACAGACAUUGAUGAAUCAAAGUUGUUAGAUGGCACAGAGGUGGUCAACAGCACAUUCACCCACAACAAGACAGGAUGCCAGAUGACUUUUGAUGAUGACUACAGUGCGUACUGGGUUUACUUCAUUAACUUCCUGGGGACCCUGGCUGUUCUGCCUGGCAACAUUGUGUCUGCCCUUCUCAUGGACAAAAUUGGGCGUCUGUCCAUGUUAGGUGGCUCUAUGGUGCUUUCAGGCAUCAGCUGUUUCUUUUUGUGGUUUGGCACCAGUGAGUCCAUGAUGAUUUUCAUGUUGUGCCUUUACAACGGCCUGAGCAUCUCUGCCUGGAACUCCCUGGAUGUAGUCACGACUGAGUCAUUCCCUACUGUCAGGAGAGGAACAGGUUUUGGGUUCUGCAAUGCUCUGUGUAAGCUGGCAGCAGUCUUGGGGAACCUGAUUUUUGGUUCUCUUGUUGGCAUCACAAAGGCCAUCCCCAUCCUCAUGGCUUCAUCUGUGCUCGUCGGGGGAGGCCUGGUUGGACUCCGGUUGCCUGACACAAGAGCGAAUGUCCUCAUGUAACACCAGUUACAGAUGUUCAUCAGCUGGGAUAAAACCUGAAUAAAGCCUGGGUGGAUCCGAGAGGAAGCCCAGGGACUGUUGAGCAUGGAGUGCAAAUGGCUUGGUUUACAUAUGAAUCAAAUUUAUCUAAUAUAACACUGGUAAAGGUGGAUAACCACCCAUCUUUUACAUUUGUUUUUGUGUCUUUUACAUUUACACCGUACCUGACAGAGAUGAGAGAGCAGGUUUUGGUGCUGAGACUUUGGUGGAGUUUAGUUCAGUGACUAGUUGCAACCAUAACCUUGUGUGGAAUUAUUGCACGGUUAAAGCUCAAAGCUUUUAAUAUUGAUACAGUCUUAUUAAGACAAGCCAGAUGGGGAGAAAAGUGAAAAACAAGCUGUAAUGAGCACAGCCAACCUGCUGCGUGACAACGUAGGGAAUAGAUGAUCAGAAAGAGCAGUCAGACGACACAGCUGUAUGGCAGCUGGUUUGCCCACAGGACUCACAUACAUAGGACGGACAUGUUGUUGUAGACAGUGUGGAUAAAGUCAACAUACACAAAUACAUAAUACGUCACACACAGAAGUAUUUUAUUAGUUUGACACUCAUAUACAUACAUAGACACUUGCUCAAACAUCUGCAAAUAUUUUAAGUAAACUAUUUAUAUGAGACACCAAGCCCUUUGCAUUACCUACCCAACCAAGAAUCUAAAAGGCCAUAUUGAAAAACUGUAUUUUCUUGUACCAAUAAUUGUAUAGUAUGUUGGUAUGAAGCUGCUGAUUGUGUUUUCUGUUGUGUUAUUGUGUAAGUUGGAAUGAUGAAUUAUUUAUUUUAUCCAAAUGUUGUUACUCCAGGUCCCCUUCCCUGUGUUGUACUAUUGUACGAAGGCUCUCUGAGGAGCUCUUCUUCUGAUUUUGCUUUGUGUUGAAUCUCUUCGCUCGUGGCAGUGACGUUGAUAAUGAAAUGUCAUGCUGCUUCCUUUAAAAAAAAAUACUGAAUGGCCUUUUUUUAAAUGUGCCUCUCCUUAACGGGAGCAGUCUGCCCAUAGUCAUGUGGUGUCCAAAGGUUAUAAGGAACAGACAGAAACAGAAUAGGAACAAAAUAGGUAAAAUAAUCAUGCCGCUUUUUUGUAUAUACAGUAUGUGAAAUAUGUGGCCAAUACAGUAUUAAAUUAGUGAGUGUGAAUUUAACCUUUGGUCUACAUUUCAUCCCUUUUGUUUAACAUCUCUAUUUUGAUAAAAACUUAUUUUUGUGAACAUCCCUUACUCCAGAGUAUAAAUAAUCAAUUUGUUACUGAAGCUAACAAAGAAUCAUAAUGGUUAAUUUACCAUGCAUCACUAAAAACAAUAAUGUAUAUAAUAACAACCACCUCUUUAUGAGGAGUAAUUGGCACCAUCCAAGAUAAAAAUGUCUCCUAAGGAAACAUUUUGGCUUUGUAUAUUAAACUGUCUGGGAAAAUUCCACUCAAAUUAUGUUUGCAUCUUUAUUUUAUUUUGGUCUAAGAUCUAAUUUUCCAUAAUCUCAUUUAAAAAAUUUAAAAAUAUGACCUACCUUCUAAUAGUUUAAUCAUUUAUCUUCUGGUUCAACACUGGAACCUCAAUGCAUACUGCUAAAGAUACUGAUAAUAAGAUCAUGUUGCUAUUUUCAAAGCGUCAAAAUACCUCUAAAAAUUUAAAUAGAUCAUUUUUAUAGUAUAGAUUUUUCAGAUAUGUCUAACAUAACAAUUCAAUUGCUCAUUGUCUUGUUUAAUUUGUGCCUGUGCAUUGUAUUUUCUGUGGCUAACAGCCAAUGUCCUCCUGCUUUUCUCUGUAUGUAUGGUAUGUUUGAUUGCCGCGUAGAGGCACUGCGGUUGGUCUGUUAACACCACAGGGUUCCAAAGUCGUACUAUACACGUGCAUCCAUUUUCGUGGACGCAACUCUUUAUUAGAUUUUGUAAAAUCAGUUGCAUAAUGUAGUGUGCUGCUAUUGUGCAACAUAUGACCAUAUCAUUUCAGUAUUUUUGAAGCAAAGGUAUUGCAUAGAGAUUCUAAAUUAAUGCACUGAUAUAAAAAGAAAUGACUUUUGUCCAGUGUCAAUACAAUGCUUCUGAUUGUUAUCAGAAGCAAGAAUAACAGAGGGAUUUAUUUGUAUGGUUCAGGAUGUGUUCAAACCUAGAUUAUGGCAGAUCUACCUAUAGUGUUAUAUUGCAGAGAAAUAAUAUUAUCUGUUAUGUUUGAGGUAUUUUGGGUAUUGCUUAUGUGUACUGUAUUUAUGUAUGUGUGUGUG